AUGGUAAAGCUGCAGCAGCCAUGGGUAUUCUUCAGCAUCUUCAUGCUCCUGCAAACAACGCUCUUCCAUUUGUCUUAUGCUGAUGUCGGCACUGCUAGCCAUUACAGCAACCCCGGUGUAGCCACCGCCUGCUUCGGGAAUGAUGUCUCCCAGUUUCCUACUAGCAACUUGUUUGCAGCAGCGGGAGACGGAAUAUGGGACAACGGUGCUUCCUGUGGGCGGCAAUACUUGGUAAGGUGCAUCAGUGCGGCUACCCCUGGAACUUGCAAUCCUAGUGAAACCAUUCAAAUAAGGAUAGUUGAUCGAGCGGAUACAUCAGUGUCUCGGCCUUCCACCAACGGUGCUACAAUAGUUCUUUCCACCACUGCAUUUGGGGCCAUUGCAAAUCCCUCUGCUGCAUCCGUUAACAUUGAAUUCCAACAGUAA
This is a messenger RNA of Durio zibethinus, 426 nucleotides long. The record is from RefSeq and is a predicted model, not a curated record. NCBI's taxonomy places the organism in Eukaryota, Viridiplantae, Streptophyta, Magnoliopsida, Malvales, Malvaceae.